AGCUUUUUGUUAACAACUUUUUUUCUUCUUUCUACUUCUAUAGCUUUAUAAAAUGGUCACUCCUGCCGUAAAGCACACUAUCGUGAAGAAGCGUACUGCUACCUUCAAGCGUCAUCAAUCUAACCGUUUCAUGCGUGUUGGUGAAUCUUGGAGAAAGCCCAAGGGUAUUGAUUGUAACAUGCGUAGACGUUUCAAGGGUCAAGCUCCUAUGCCCAAGAUCGGUUACGGUUCCGCCAAGAAGACCCGUAACAUCUUGCCCAACGGUUUCCGUAAGUUCGUUGUCUCCAACGUCCGUGAACUUAACCUCUUGUUGAUGCACAACCGUUCUUAUGCUGCUGAGAUUGCCCAUAACGUCUCUUCCAAGAAGCGUGUUGCCAUCCUCGAACGUGCUGCUCAACUUAACGUUAAGGUUACCAACGCUGCUGCUCGUCUUAGAUCCCAGGAGUAAAUUUUAUGUUCAUCAUAUUCUGAUAUUACAUAAAUCUUUUAAAUACAUUACUUUUAUUUGUCUCGGGUAAUUGACCUCUAAAGCUCUAUUCGUCUUUUUUUUUAUUAUUAUUAUUUCGUGUAUAAAUGAGUGUGAUAUUGUGGUAAAUGUGUGUAGUUACAUUUCACCGCAAUCGGUGACGGUAAUGGUCUCUUGAGGAUUUUCCUUGAUUUCAUUAACUUGAUUGAUC
Messenger RNA from Mucor mucedo, 677 nucleotides. RefSeq names its product 50S ribosomal protein L32. Gene Ontology annotation, biological process: translation. NCBI's taxonomy places the organism in Eukaryota, Fungi, Mucoromycota, Mucoromycetes, Mucorales, Mucoraceae. The record is from RefSeq and is a predicted model, not a curated record. The transcript is spliced from 2 exons. Gene Ontology annotation, molecular function: structural constituent of ribosome. The coding region runs from base 53 to 448 and encodes 131 amino acids. Gene Ontology annotation, cellular component: cytosolic large ribosomal subunit; ribosome.